UCUUUUUUUUUUUUUUUCUUCCCUUUCUUCCCUUCUUUAAAAUAUUCUCUUCUCUCUCCCAAUUCCUCGCCGAUUUUUAUCUCCUACUGCCAUUCUCAGGAGCAAAAUCGUCAGACCGCCCGAUUUCACUUUCCAAACGCUGCCGAUUAACCUGCCUUACUCUCACUUCCUUCCAAUCUCUACUCAGGUACAACCACAAUUUUCUUCGAUCUCAUUUUUAGUACCCGAGAAAUCGAAUCAAAUGGAUCCCUCUUCCAAUUUCUGUUUGUUUCCAAGAAACCAAUCUGCACAGAUCGGCAGAAAGAAAUUUUAUCUUCCAGAGAUUAAUCUUAUGAUCAAGGAAAAAUUUCAGUGGUGAUAGGGAGUUUUGUUGAAAUUCUUUUUAGGUUCCCAGACGAGUACAACUGAUGUUAUUGGCAUUAGAAGGGGGAGGGUUCUUUUCUUCUUCAGCUUCUGGUUAUAGCAGUAGCUUGUCUCUUCUUCUUUUGGGUCAGAAGAGCGAAGAUAAAUCCAUGAGAGUGUUGCCAUUGUUGGUGGACCGAGACCCUGACGUUAACAUUCAGCUGGCUUCGACAAAGACGUGGAUUUCCUGGAGGUGCGCCUCCCCCUCCUUUCGUCGCUGCUUCCGUCAUAAUCCUGCAGAGCCAACAACUCCGUCUCCUUUGAAGAAACCGGCCACUACCCAGCGCCAAGACAGUUUAAGAACGUCUCCUAUUUCUGAUAAUGGAAAGAAUCAUGUUCCUAGUUCAGAUGAGGAUAAUCUUGCAAGAAAAAUGGUGCUUAAAAGUAGCUUGAAAAAAACAUCAGAUGCUAAUGUAGAUUCUGUUCGUAAUGCUGAUGGAAAUGAAGCAACAGGAGGAAAGGGUAGUUGUGAUUCUAGUCAUGUAGAAAGAAGGAAAGUACAGUGGACAGAUACUUGUGGAAGUCAGCUUGCUGAAGUCAAAGAAUUUGAACCAAGUGAAAUAAAUGCAUCUGAUGAUGAAAAUGAUAUGGGGAAAAGAAGGUGUUUAUGCAGUAUCAUGUAAUUCAUUCAAAACCCAUUUUUACAAUUGGUGACGUUCGCUCAAGAUCCUCAAAGAUAUGCUGACUUGAAUCAAAUCAAACUUGUUGGCUCGAGAAUUUUUCAUGACAGAGGGAAACUGUGUCAGAGAUUUUAGACAUGGAGGAACCAUCGGAGGAAGUUUGUUGGUUCCCAUGUUCUUCAUGGUGAUCAUUUAUUCGUGGUGGUCGUGCUGAUUUUUUCAGUAAGUUUUUCUUUUCUUUUUUUCUUUUUGUAAUUUUCUAUUCACAUGGAUGAGCUUCAAUUUUUAGCAGUUUUUGUUGCUUUUUUACUGUGUAUCGUCACUUAGUUUUUUUUUUUUUUUUUUUUUGUUACUAUUUUACUCUGUUUCUUUCGUGGCUUUUUCUCUCUAUAUGAACAAUUUUUUUGGUAUA
Molecule: messenger RNA, 1434 nt
Organism: Cucumis melo (muskmelon)
Lineage: Eukaryota; Viridiplantae; Streptophyta; Magnoliopsida; Cucurbitales; Cucurbitaceae
Exons: 4
Coding region: 408-1025 (205 amino acids)
Source: RefSeq, a predicted model, not a curated record